Molecule: messenger RNA, 1131 nt
Organism: Hibiscus syriacus
Lineage: Eukaryota; Viridiplantae; Streptophyta; Magnoliopsida; Malvales; Malvaceae
Product: putative glucose-6-phosphate 1-epimerase
Exons: 8
Coding region: 89-1033 (314 amino acids)
Biological process (GO): carbohydrate metabolic process
Molecular function (GO): carbohydrate binding; isomerase activity
Source: RefSeq, a predicted model, not a curated record
UCCACAAUAAUACUCCACUUCUCGCUCUCGCUCUGUUUUCCUUUUUUCUAUUUCUUUGAAAGAUCGAUUCAAUAUCUCGAAUGCAUCAAUGGCAUCAGAGAACGUGUAUGUCGAGCAUUGUAAAGGCAUCAAUGGCCUCGAUAAGGUCAUCUUGAGGGAGAUUCGCGGUUACUCUGCUGAGUUGUAUCUCUUUGGAAGCCAAGUCACGUCUUGGAAGAAUGACAAAAGGGAAGAGUUGCUUUUCCUUAGUAAUAAGGCUAUUUUUCAGCCACCUAAGGCUAUCCGUGGAGGUAUACCAAUCUGUUUUCCUCAAUUCGGGAAUAUUGAUUCUCUUGAGAAACAUGGAUUUGCAAGAAAUCUACUAUGGAGUGUUGAUCCUGAUCCCCCACCAUGUUCAUCACAUGCUUCUACCAGGGCCUUCGUCGACUUAAUUCUCAGGCACUCUGAAGAAGAGCUGAAGAUCUGGCCUCACAAGUUUGAGUUUCGGUUGAGGGUAGCACUGACUCCUGCAGGUGAUUUGUUGUUGACAUCCCGCAUCCGAAAUACUAACACCGAUGGAAAGUUGUUUACAUUUACAUUUGCCUAUCACUCAUGUUUUUUCGUCACCGAUAUCAGUGAAGUGCGAGUAGAAGGACUAGAGACACUGGAUUAUUUGGAUAACCUGCAGAAUAGGGAGCGGUUCACUGAACAAGGGGAUACAAUAACGUUUGAGUCAGAAGUGGAUAAAAUAUACCUCAGUACACCAACAAAAAUUGCCAUCCUUGACCAUGAAAGGAAGCGAACAUUUGUGUUGCGAAAGGAUGGACUUCCCGAUGCAGUUGUGUGGAAUCCCUGGGACAAGAAAGCGAAGGCAAUGGCUGAUUUUGGCGAUGAAGAGUAUAAGCAAAUGCUUUGCGUACAGGCUGCUUGUGUAGAGAAUCCCAUCACCUUGAAACCCGGUGAAGAGUGGAAAGGAAGGCAGGAGAUCUCGGUUGUUCCUUCAAGUUACUGCAGUGGACACAUCGACCCGAGUAGAGUAACUUUUACUGGUUAAACACUGGUUUUUUCUUCUUCAACAUAUCCCUUGUACAGUUUAAAUCUCAAAAUCCGAUUCAGCCUCCUUUGACUGGUUCCACAGAUCGUGCUCCAGCC